Molecule: messenger RNA, 411 nt
Organism: Penaeus chinensis
Lineage: Eukaryota; Metazoa; Arthropoda; Malacostraca; Decapoda; Penaeidae
Product: KRAB-A domain-containing protein 2-like
Exons: 4
Coding region: 1-411 (136 amino acids)
Biological process (GO): DNA integration
Molecular function (GO): nucleic acid binding
Source: RefSeq, a predicted model, not a curated record
AUGGAUACUACAUUCUCCAAAACAGUCCUAAACAUUACUCUUCAGUGUGGAGGCAUUGAAAAGCUGAUCAAGAAACGCAAGAGUGCACCAGUCUACUACGUGACCAUUGAGGAUACAUAUGACAUCAUCAAGAGGGCACAGAUUGCAACAGGGCAUGGUGGACCUGACAGAAUGAAGUGCAAUCUUGGGUCAAAUUGUCCUUUGGAUAUGCAGUCAUUGCCUCAGGCUCAGUUCAAGUGGAUCAUGGUCUACCAGUACCACCCCACCAAGUUUGUCAUACUUUGGGCACUUACAUCAAAUAGAGCUGCUGAAGUUGCCUUUCAACUGCCUGAUAUAUUCCUUUUGUUUGGAGCUCCUGCCAUACUGCAAAGUGACAAUGGUUCUGAAUUCACAGCUAAAUCCCAGAGUUAA